Molecule: messenger RNA, 3212 nt
Organism: Seriola dumerili (greater amberjack)
Lineage: Eukaryota; Metazoa; Chordata; Actinopteri; Carangiformes; Carangidae
Gene: rfk
Product: riboflavin kinase
Exons: 4
Coding region: 476-985 (169 amino acids)
Biological process (GO): riboflavin biosynthetic process; FMN biosynthetic process
Cellular component (GO): mitochondrion
Molecular function (GO): riboflavin kinase activity
Source: RefSeq, a predicted model, not a curated record
UCAGCAGAAGCGUUUCGGACGCAGAUGAGCUCAACACAUGAAACAUCACUGGUUCUCUACGAGCAGCGGGGCUUCAUUUUUUACCGUCAUACUGCGAGUGGACCUGAGAGAAACUGGGACUGUCAUUCUCAAGUACUAUAUAACCAACACAUUUGGCUAAAACCGUUUUAGGAACAGGGUGCAUCUGAUGAAGCUAACAGUAGUUAGCUUAGCUAGCAUAGUUCAACUGUUACCACCACUGUUUUGUGAUUAAGGUUGAACUUUAUUCAACUCGAGGAAACUAUUCAGGCGGGUCAAGCUACAGCCAAAUACAAGGACGUACUUUGAACUCCACAAGGGUCAGAUUUCAGUGUUGCUAGCUGUCAGCGAGGUGCUAGCAGUCAGUACAGCGGGGUUUGAUUAGCCAGUCCGACUUCCUUGUGUCGUUCGAGGUCAUUCUGUAGCGUACAUCUAAGACAGCUAACUAUUAUCGGUCAUGAAAAGUCUUCCAUUCUUCUGCCGGGGAGAGGUCAUCAGAGGCUUCGGGAGAGGAAGCAAAGAACUGGGAAUUCCCACAGCCAACUUCCCAGACUCAGUGGUGGACAAUCUUCCAACAGAUAUCAGCACAGGAAUCUACUAUGGCUGGGCCUGCGUGGGUAAUGGGGAUGUCCACAAAAUGGUGAUGAGCAUUGGCUGGAACCCUUACUACAAAAAUACCAAGAAGUCCAUGGAGACCCAUGUGAUUCAUAUGUUCAAAGAGGACUUUUAUGGGGAGAUUCUCAGUGUUGUCAUGGUGGGCUACAUCCGACCAGAGAGAAGCUAUGACUCUCUUGAAGCCCUCAUUGCAGCAAUCAACAACGACAUUGAGGAGGCCAAGGUCAAGCUGGAGCUGCCAGAGCAUCUCAAACUGAGAGACGACAACUUCUUCACCAGCUCUCCCAGCUCAUCUUCAGCCCUGCCCUCCACCACAGCAUCUACGUCACAGACUAUUAUGAAUGGUCACUGACAGCUGGCUGUGACUGCCUCAGUUUGUGUACACACACACACACAGACACACACACAACACACACACACAUACACACACACACACACACACACACUGAUAUCUGUAUACACACAGGUUUGUGUAUUUUUAUUCAUUAGAAUGCACAGCCUCAUUCUGAGAUCUCUCAGCUGUCGUCAUGGCUGCACAUAGACAUCAUCAUAAACAAACCAUCUUUUUUAUUGUGUUUUUUUCUUUUACUUUGUUAGUCAUUCUGUGUUUAAAUUUUAUUUUUUACUUCCUCUACUGGUUAGUUGCAGACAGUCACUUAAUAGAUGAUGUUCAUUUGUUUAUAUUCACACCAGAUUGCUGCAUGCAGCUCUUGAAUAUGACUGCUCCUCCUGUAUGUUUGGAAUCUUUUGUGUGAGAAGGUACAUAAAAUGAAAUACAGAUCUUGGGAUGAGGGUGACCAGAAAAUACAAACAGCUGUAAUAAUAAUCUGUAUUUCAGGAACGACACAAGUAUAUACUCAGCUCUAUGAACACUAUUUAGCCAAGGUUGUAAAUAUGUCACUUAUUGAGUCAUUUUCUGUUGAGAUUCAUUUAUGUGUCAGAUGGUUAGAGAAACAGUCUGGGCAUCAUUAUCUGUAACAAAAACACGGGUAGCACAGUUAGUUGACUUUAUGCAACAAUGUGGCUAAGUGCAAGGCAUCUGUAUGAAGACAGGGAGAUUAAAUAAUGAAAUUAUGUAAAAGGUGUUAAAAGUAUCCUUCCUUUGUUCUUUAAUUUUGCUCUUGAGAAAAUGUCUUUCCUUUCCAGUGUGACACCAGUCUUGUACAGUUUAUCACUGCCCUAUAGAUGAAUGACCCUUUACCAUUGAAUUUGGGGUUUUUGAUGCAUUAUGCAGAAAAAAAUCUGAAUGCUCGUAAAUUGGAAUGACUGAAUAACCAGCAACAGUUAUUUAUUUAAUUUUUAUUAUUAUUAUUGUUUUAAGCAUAGGCUUUUUAAAUUUCAACAUAUUCACAUGUUCAUAUUCAUAUUCAGAUGAUCUGAGGAACACUAAGGCCAAAGAAGCAAGCAAGUUCUUAUGCAUGUUCGUAAGUUUUUCUUUUUUUGGACUGCAUCUUACCUGAUGCUCAGACCUACAGUCCACUAGUCUCCGUGGGGUUUGUUACAGAUAGUAAAACAUUGAUAGGUGAGAUGAGAUGAAGAAGAAUAACGUCCACACCUCCUCUUCCCUACUCUGAUAUUUAUAGAGGGCAACAGUCAUUUGAAGUGUUGAGCACAAAUUUAUAUGACACAAACACUCAUGCAGAAGUUUGAAGAGAAAAACCUAUGCAUAAUAAGAUAUAAUGCAUAAAAUUCUUCAUAUCUAUAUACACAUAUUACAGUUUCAUUUAUUCAGUUCAAUUAAAUAUUUUCAAAAACUGUUGACAAAUCCUGUAAGAGGAGUACCCCUUUACAGUGUUUUUAAGUGUGUGUGUGUGUGUGUGUGUGUGUGUGUCUGUGUCUGUGUGUGUGUGUGUGUCUGUGUCUGUUAAGCCUUUACAAAGGAAAUUACAUGAAACAGUCAAACAUUUAACUACUAAGUGUAUACAAUUAUUUGAACCGUUGUAAAUAAUUGUUUUAAAUGAGUGACUUCUAUGAGUCCAGCUAUGUGAUUUUGGAUUUUAAGUCCGUAUUUUAUUUUAGUUUAUUAAAGUGUUAUUCAGGAGUAAAAUAUAUGAGUGCGUUUUAUGAAUGUUGAUAUUUACCGUGUACCAGUAGCUGUGAACCUUUCACAGGAAGCGUGUCACUGUUUUUGCCAGAACCGUUCCCAUUCUCAGUCUGAUCGUCUUUUUACAUUUCAUUUUAAUCAGUUCAGUUUCUUUAGUAGAGCUUGAAAAUUGUUAGCUGAAAGCAUGAAUGAACCAAAAUCCUGCAAGCAAUACUUCACUGUAAUUAUAUUGACAGAUUCCCAGUUAUGUAAAACCUUUGUUUCAUAUUGUAUACUAUAUAAUCCAUUAUGUUGAUCUGCGAAAGCACUUAUUCUGCAGUAGAAAUCUCACUGUAACUAGAAGUUGCUGCAUCUUAAAACCUAUCAAAAAUUUUAGUAGGGAAGCUGAAAUGUUUUCCAGGCUGUUGCAAGUAAUUAUUCUAGUUUACAUUGGGACCAGGGUUACUGCAUGUAGAGUUAAAGGUUCAAGACCUCCUUUAUGUUUUCAUUCAUGUGUUUUAUAUAAUUUAAUCAAAUAAAUCAUUUGAUCAAAAUA